CUUUUUUCUUUUAUCAGUUAUGACGGAAUUGUAAUGAACAAAAUCCAUAUAUAAUUAUUUAUGAUAUGUUUGAUUUCUUGUUAUUGUAUGUCAUUCAAAUUUGGUAGACGGCCCCAACGUUAAUGUGGCUCUUGCUAUGUGUUGGUUCAGCCGAAUUAAUUAUUAUGUAAUCAAGUUUGUUUUUCUCUUUUAGUUGUCAUCCGGCCAAACAUUAAGCAACUUAUAUUGCAGUACCUUUUAUCAAUUAGUUUAUCAAAAUAUGUCAUUGUAAUUUUGCAUGGCUAAAAUGUAACGCUUGAUUUAUAUAUAUAACUAGAAAACCCGUGGUCACAGGGAGGAAGCUAAUAGUAUUUUUUGUUAGGAAGUUUAAAUCGCGGCAAAAAAUAUUUGCCGCGAAGAUACUGAAGAUACAGCCAAUUAAAAUGUUGCUCGUACUAAACACAGCGUAAUAUCAACAAAACCUAUCGUUAAAACAAUCAUUGCACGUGCACGUGCGUGUAAUACCCUCGUUACCAUAGUUACUACGCAAGUUCGUAUUUUUCGUUUGAUUUGUCGUACAUCCUACAGAAAGAAUCUUUUGAAUUAUAGUAGAGAUAAUUAAUUGAAUUUUCAAAUUUUAAAAAAAUACCAAAGUACUAAUAACAGACUCUUAAACCUUAUUAUUGUUGACUAAUUAUUGUUGACUACCAUAGUGCCACAAAGAAUAAUUUUAAACAUUUUCUAAUUUUAUUUAUUUCUUAGUAUGCUCAUAACAUGUGUGUAAUAUUACAAUCAGUAAAAUGUAAGGGAAGCUUUGAGUUGUUAUUUCUACAUUAUGUAUUUGAGUCUUCAUAAUAAUAUUUAUAGACAUAUCGCAAUCUUUUAUAUAGGGGUUUAUAUUAUGUAUUAUAUCAAUUAUUUAAUAUGUAACUUAGUUUAUUCUCUUUAGUGUCAUAUCUGAUGUUGAAAAGAAUGGGCAAAAUUUUGUAUACAAUUCUGUAGUCUAAUUAGCAUGGUACCGAACUGAAAAUAUCAGAGGUGAAUGCGGAUAGUUAAACCCUCGUGGGUUCGAUCAAAAGAGCCGCUCUUUUCGUGUGAUGUUCACCCUGAUGGUAAAAAAUUUGCUACAGGAGGACAAGGAGAGGGCAAUGGUCGCAACAUCUGGCAUGUAGCACCUGUAGCUCGGCAGAAAGCUGAGAAGUCUGCUUCAAGAAGAGUAUUGCCACACUUGAGCACCCACCAAAGAUGUGUCAACUGUGUUAGGUGGUCCAGCAGUGGUCAAUUUCUAGGAAGUGCUAGUGAUGAUAAAUUAGUGAUGAUUUGGGGGGCUGUGAGGUAUGAGGGUUCUGAGUCUGAAUCUUAUAAGUGUCUUCAUAUCUUGCGUGGACAUGACAGUGAUGUGCUGGACUUGGCUUGGUCUCCUGAUGAUUCCUACUUAGCAUCCUCAAGUAUUGAUAACAGUGUUAUCGUGUGGAAUUGUCGGAAUUUUCCUGAAAAGCUGACUACAUUAAAAGGUCACGAUGGUAUGGUGAAAGGUGUAGUUUGGGAUCCUAUCGGCAGAUAUCUGGCCACUCAGUCAACGGAUAGAACUUUGCGAGUUUGGCGUCUGUCUGACUGGCAGGAGGAAGCUAAGAUAAGCGACCCAUUUUCAAAAUGUGGAGGAAAUACAACCGUUCUCAGGAUCGGUUGGUCGCCUGAUGGUCAGUACAUCGUGUCCUCUCACGCAAUGAACAACGAGGGCCCUGUCGCCAAGAUUAUUGAACGAGAGGAUUGGAAAGCUAGGAUGGACUUUGUGGGCCACCGUCGUGCAAUAGAAAGUGUUAGAUUCAACCCUAAUCUAUUCUACUACAACAAAAGACCAGUAUCCUGUGUAGCUAUUGCUGGUAGAGACAGCAGCAUAUCUGUCUGGUUAAGUCCGUUAACUGCUCUGAAACGGCCCCUGUUUGUUCUGCAUGAUGUCUUCGCCAGCUCAGUGCUGGACAUGUCAUGGACUCCUGAUGGAUACGGACUUUUUAUCUGUUCUCUUGAUGGGAGUUUAGCUUAUAUUGAGCUGAGCAGUGCUGAAAUCGGUAAGACUUUGUCCCCUCAGCAGACAGCUAGCUUGAGAAGUAUUUCCUCCAAACCUUCCUCCUCGGUAUCCUCACCUGUAUCCUCUAAUGUAUUCAAUAAGCAAGUAGAGACCACUACUAAAGACGGCAGAAGGAGAAUCAUGCCCAUUACACUGAAAGAAGUUCCUGUAGCGUCUCAGAAGCCUACCCAAGCAACAAAACGGGUGCUAGUAGAGGCUGAUAACAUUCAGAACAUGGUGACUUUCGCUCUGGGACCCAAGUCUUGGAAGACAGUUAUAUACAGCAAGGCUACAUCACUCUCUGCGGGAGAUAGUUACCUGGUGUUGGGAUGUCAAAAUGGCACACUUCAUGUUUAUAACAAACAGGGGGUUUUAGCAUUUCUGUUUCUCAAUGUGGGGUGCUCUAUUGUAAAGUCUGCUGUUAAUGGGAAUUAUGUUGUGGUGAUCACUAGUGCUCCUGCUUUAACAAUUUGGAACGUUGCUGAGAAGAAGAACGUUCUCAAAGAUGAAUCUCUUGCAUCAUUCAUGACUGAAAACAAGUCCAUCUGCAGCCUGGAGAUCACAAAAGAAGGAAAUGUAACAAUUGGACUGAGCAACAAAACCAGCUACUGUUACAGUUACAGUCUAUCAGCAUGGAUGUUGAUCGGCCACCACCAACUAGACUCAACCUGGUACAAAGAACUCCAAACCAACAAACAACAAAUCACACCCUCUCAAAUCCUGUGCCCUAUCCUCCAGACCCACGUCCUCCACCCCCGACACCAGCUCUACCAACAGAGACAAGCUCCACCUCAACACUGUCCUCAUGUUAGAGCAACAGAUCCUGGUAGCGGAGAACCUGAGUUCUUUCUCCGAGUGCAGGCUGUGGUUAUCCUCCCUGGUCCGGUAUCUGACCAUGCAGCAAGAGGAGGACAGGCUACACUCACUUCUCCAGCGCCUCAUUUCCUCACCUCUACCCACUCUCUUCAACGAGGACAAACUGAGUGUCCUGAAAGAGCUGUUGAAGAUAGUUGCUACUAA
Molecule: messenger RNA, 3067 nt
Organism: Bolinopsis microptera
Lineage: Eukaryota; Metazoa; Ctenophora; Tentaculata; Lobata; Bolinopsidae
Product: protein HIRA-like
Biological process (GO): DNA-templated transcription; regulation of DNA-templated transcription; chromatin remodeling
Cellular component (GO): nucleus; chromatin; HIR complex
Molecular function (GO): nucleosome binding; protein binding
Source: RefSeq, a predicted model, not a curated record